AUGUUACGAUAUCAUAUGCAAGGCUUUAGUGGCUAUGGAGUUCAGUACUCACCUUUUUAUGAUAACAAGCUAGCGGUAGCUUCCGGCUCCAAUUUCGGACUUGUAGGUAACGGUAAACUAUAUAUCUUAGAUAUUGAUAGCCAAGGAAGGAUACUGGAAAAUAGGUCAUAUUUGACCCAGGAUGGGCUUUUCGACGUUGCUUGGAAUGAACUUCAUGAGAACCAGGUACUGGCAGCGCAAGGAGACGGAUCGCUUAGACUUUUUGAUAUUUCUCUAAAUGAAUAUCCGAUUGCCAUAUUCCAAGAACACGAGAAAGAGGUCUUGAGCUGUAAUUGGAAUUUGAUCAACAAGGAUCUGUUUGUGAGCAGCUCCUGGGAUGGCACUAUCAAAGUAUGGACCCCUGCAAGAAACAAUAGCAUGGCCACUUUAGUCCCAAAACCCAUGAAAAGACACAAUGCGGUCUUGGCGCAUCAAGACGUGCCAAUGUCCAAUCAAAGGCAGCACAGUUCACUUUCUAAAAACAAGAAAUGUAUAUACCAGGCUCAAUUCUCGCCUCACGAUCCCAACACUGUUAUGUCGUGUUCCGGUAAUUCUUACGUGACGCUAUUUGAUCUACGCCAACCACCUGUUUCGAACCAGUACAGCUUCUUGGCGCACGGUGGCAUGGAAACGCUAACAUGCGAUUUCAACAAAUACAGGCCCUCCAUUGUAGCAACGGGAGGCGUUGACAACAUGAUAAAAAUUUGGGACCUUCGCAUGGUUCGCAAGAUGAGCAUUCAUUCACGGCAACCAAUGAGUGUGAAUGAGGUCGGUGGUGGGCAUGACCUAGCCGUGAGGAAAGUGUCUUGGUCACCACAUCACUCGGACAUGUUUCUGUCCACGUCCUACGACAUGACUUGCAAAGUAUGGCAGGAUCUCAGCACCGAUGGCCGCAGACCAACCGGUAGAACCAACAGCGUAGAACCAGCAAAGGGCUGUCGUUUUGUGUUUCCGCACCACAGCGAAUUUGUGUUUGGAGCAGAUUGGAGUCUGUGGGGCCAGCCCGGCUACAUUGCAUCUACGGCAUGGGACGGUGACGUUUGCAUAUGGAACGCUUUCAAAAGGUGA
This is a messenger RNA of Lachancea lanzarotensis, 1107 nucleotides long. It is a transcript of the gene PEX7, whose product is annotated as LALA0S07e05028g1_1. Gene Ontology annotation, cellular component: peroxisomal matrix; cytosol. Gene Ontology annotation, molecular function: protein binding. Lineage: Eukaryota; Fungi; Ascomycota; Saccharomycetes; Saccharomycetales; Saccharomycetaceae. The record is from RefSeq and is a predicted model, not a curated record. The transcript has a single exon. Gene Ontology annotation, biological process: protein import into peroxisome matrix. The coding region runs from base 1 to 1107 and encodes 368 amino acids.